Photinus pyralis (common eastern firefly) is the source of this 838-nucleotide messenger RNA. Its product is annotated as transcription factor 21-like. The record is from RefSeq and is a predicted model, not a curated record. Gene Ontology annotation, biological process: regulation of transcription by RNA polymerase II; developmental process. The coding region runs from base 46 to 462 and encodes 138 amino acids. Lineage: Eukaryota; Metazoa; Arthropoda; Insecta; Coleoptera; Lampyridae. Gene Ontology annotation, molecular function: DNA-binding transcription factor activity, RNA polymerase II-specific; RNA polymerase II transcription regulatory region sequence-specific DNA binding; protein dimerization activity. The transcript is spliced from 2 exons.
UCGAAAUGUGUUCCGCUUUGUUUCGCGCACGAUUAAUUGUUUAAAAUGCCUCGAAAACGUCGACAGAUAGAUUCGUGCGAUUCGGACGACGACUUUGAUGAUCUAAAACAUCCCCAAAGAAACGCGGCGAACGCGAGAGAAAGGGCGCGAAUGAGAGUGUUGAGUAGGGCCUUCUGCAGAUUAAAAACUACCCUACCUUGGGUACCUGCCGAUACGAAGUUGUCCAAAUUGGAUACGUUGAGAUUGGCGACCAGCUACAUAGCGCACCUUAGAGCGGUCCUUAUGGAUCAACCGUUACCUUCAGAUCAAAUUCAUAAGCAUCCCUUAACGUUGACAUGGCCAUUCAGUUUUCAACGGAACGAUCACUCUGCGGAUGUUGGAAACGAUAGGGAUGCAACGUCGUGGUUGGACCUUCCCCAACCGAAUGUCAACAGGGAUAAGGAGGUAUCAUAUUUCUACUAAUUUGUAGCCUCAUUUUUAAUACCCUGCUAAGUCUCGUAGUUUAUUUAUCGACGUCGUUAAAAGAAUGUAUGCGUUUUCCCUAGGCAUUUCUUAAGGGAUUUGCAACUUAUUUGUAAUGAUUUGAUGUACCUAUACAGAGCUGUGCAAGCGAUUGGACCAAUGAAAUCUGUCAAGCCCUUAAAAAAUUGAACCGAAACGAUUAUGAAUUCAAUCUUCUCAUAAAGUCUUGUGUAAGAGCUUAAGGCCCUUUGAGAUGAGGCGUUUUUAUAAAGGACUUCGCACAGCCCUGUCCUAAACAAUGUAAUAUUAGGUAUAUUUUGUAUGACCAUUUAUGUUUUGUUUUGAUAUUUGUAUUUGCGUUUUGUAUGUAAUCUAA